This is a messenger RNA of Acanthosepion pharaonis, 1269 nucleotides long. The record is from the annotation of a GenBank genome assembly. NCBI's taxonomy places the organism in Eukaryota, Metazoa, Mollusca, Cephalopoda, Sepiida, Sepiidae.
AUGCAUUUUCUUUCUUUUCUAGUCUCUUCCCUUCGUUCUUUUUCUCUUUAUAUUUUUAGUUUUAGUUUUCUUUCAUUCUUUCUUGCCACAUCACCCCACUUUCAUUCUUUCCUUCCAUAUCUCUCCUCUUUCAUUCUUUCCUUCCAUAUAUCCUCUUUCUUUUUCUUCUCACAUCUCUCCACUUUCAUUCUUUCCUUCCAUAUAUCCUCUUUUCUUCCCACAUUUCUCCUCUUUCAUUCUUUCCUUCCGUAUCUCUCCUCUUUCAUUGUCUUCGCACAAUUCUCUUCUUUCGUUCUUUCCUUCCAUAUCUCUCCUCUUUCAUUCUUUCCUUCCAUAUCUCUACUCUUUCGUUCUUUCCUUCCAUAUCUCUCCUCUUUCAUUGUCUUCCCACAAUUCUCUUCUUUCGUUCUUUCCUUCCAUAUAUCUCCUUUCUUUUUCUUCCCACAUCUCUCCACUUUCAUUCUUUCUUUCCAUAUAUCUCUUGUUUCAUUCUUUCUUUCCAUAUAUGUCCUCUUUCAUUGUCUUUCCUUCCAUAUCUCUACUCUUUCAUUCUUUCCUUCCAUAUCUCUACUCUUUCAUUCUUUCCUUCCAUAUCUCUACUCUUUCAUUCUUUCCUUCCAUAUAUCCUCUUUUUUUUUCUUCUCACAUCUCUCCACUUUCAUUCUUUCCUUCCAUAUAUCCUCUUUUCUUCCCACAUUUCUCCUCUUUCAUUCUUUCCUUCCGUAUCUCUCCUCUUUCAUUGUCUUCGCACAAUUCUCUUCUUUCGUUCUUUCCUUCCAUAUCUCUCCUCUUUCAUUGUCUUCGCACAAUUCUCUUCUUUCGUUCUUUCCUUCCAUAUCUCUCCUCUUUCAUUGUCUUCCCACAAUUCUCUUCUUUCGUUCUUUCCUUCCAUAUAUCUCCUUUCUUUUUCUUCCCACAUCUCUCCACUUUCAUUCUUUCUUUCCAUAUAUCUCUUGUUUCAUUCUUUCUUUCCAUAUAUGUCCUCUUUCAUUGUCUUUCCUUCCAUAUCUCUACUCUUUCAUUCUUUCCUUCCAUAUCUCUACUCUUUCAUUCUUUCCUUCCAUAUAUCUACUCUUUCAUUCUUUCCUUCCAUAUAUCUCGUCUUUCAUUGUCUUCCCACAUCUCUCCACUUUCAUUCUUUCUUUCCAUAUAUCUCCUCUUAGAUUGUAUUCUCAUACCUCUUCUCUUUCAUUCUGUCUUUUCAAAUCCUUUCAUUUAUUAUUUCUUUUUAUAUUAUUCUUUUAUGUGCCGUGUCCCUUCCAGACGUAG